AUCAGCUGGUCAGUUUAGGUGACGACCGCGAGUAAACUCGAGAGUUACUGCUUGCUUAGUUUAGCGAGCGAUGUGACUUUAUAAUAGAUAAGUUGAUAUAGCUUAUUUGGCAUUUCUUUCUGCUUUAUGUAGAUUAAAGGAUUUACAAUGAGUUGCGGCGAAGUUAUCGUAAUUUUGACCGCAUUAUUUGUUACUCUUUAUGGUUUCACUGUUGAAAAAGGACAAUUUUCUGGACAAAAAGAAGCUUUUUUGGAACUACAAAAUGAAUUUACGACGUUUCUAAAGAAAUUUAACGCUUCAAAACUUCACAAACAAGAAAUAUCCGAAACAUGGGGAAACGUUUCUCAUCUUUUUGAAGAAAUAUUGUCACAAUUUGGACAAAAUUAUCAACAUAUUGGGAAAUUACCUCCUGACCCAGAUGCAAAGAGAAAUGCAACAGAACUGAUUCGAAAUAAAGGACUAGAAGCAGAUGAGCAUUACGUAACAACUGCAGACGGAUUUAUACUUCUUGUAAUCAGGGUCAGAUCGCCAAGAAUCAAACCACACCCAGACAAGUUGCCAGUAUUUUUACUUCACGGUCUGUUGAGUUCAUGUGAUUGUUACAUCAACAAUUUACGAAAUGAAAGUCUUGCGUUCAUUCUCGCUGACAUGGGAUAUGAUGUUUGGUUGGGAAAUAUCAGAGGCAACAGAUAUACAACGAGACAUCAACAUUUGCAUCCAAAUGAUAAAGAGUUUUGGAAAUGGAGUUUUGAUGAAAUGGGGCAGUAUGACGUUCCUGUUAUGGUGGAUUUUGUUUUGUCUCAAACUGGGCAUAAGAAAUUGGACUUCAUCGGCCAUUCUGAAGGUUGCACAAAUCUCAUCACAUCAGUUGUAUCUCAAGGUCAACCAAUGUCAGACAGAGUAAACAAGUUCAUUGCUUUGGCUCCGGCUGCUUAUGUCUCUCAUUCUAAAGGUUUAUUGAAAGCUUUGGCAAAGUUUGCAAAGAUAAUACAGAAAGUCUGGAAUUGUUUUGGUGAAGGAGAUGUGUUUGCACAUAAUGGCUACGUUGCAGAUUUUGCGGAGAAAUAUUGUUAUGAUAUUCCACAUACAUGCUCUAUUAUACUGCAUGCAAUGGUGGGAACCGGACUAAGCCAUUAUAAUACGUCUCGUACACCCAUGUAUCUCUCCCAUGCCCCGGCUGGGACCUCAACUCAGAACAUGGUUCACUGGUCGCAACAAUGCGAGGGUGGAAAUCAACUUAUUUAUUAUGAUUAUGGAAGCAGAUGGAAAAACUAUCAACAUUAUAAAAAGUUUAAGCCUCCAGCGUAUGAUUUAUCAAAGUUCACUGUUCCUACGUAUGUCUUUCUCGGAGAUUUAGAUUGGCUUGUGGCACCACCGGAUGGACGAGCUGUCGUAAAAGAUCUUCCUAAUGUAAAAUGGACAAAAAUCUUUCCUGAUUUUAAUCAUAUAGACUUUGUUUGGGGAUAUAAUAUUGCGAACACUGUAAAUAGAGAUAUAUUGAAUAUCUUAGAUACUAAGUAGAUUAGAGAAACAUGUAUAAGAUAUUUAGAAAAAUAUUAGAGAAACAUGUAUAAGAUAGGAUUUACAUAUUUAUCCUGCGGCAGAAGAAAGUCGAUAAAUCGGCUUCACCAUAUGGCGAACCACGGACUCUCGUUCGGUUACCAGUCCGUGUCAGGUAUGGGAUUAGUUAGCCAGUCAUUUGUUUCAGAUGCAAGGACUUGAUGGUGGAGGAGGCACAAUGCGCCACCCACGCCACUGAGCUGUCUGAAAAGGUAUCUUAGAUGAGAAAUAGUUAGGGCCAUAUUAGGAAGAACGUCUGUGGGGUAGCCGUUUAUAUAAGGAAAAAAAUAAGAAGAUAUGUGUUGCACUCUGAACAAGGCUCUGUAACAGCAUUUACUGAUAUUUAACGACAUUUUACAUUUUUUGUAAUGCAAAUGCUUUUGUAGUUGGGCUGUAUUAAGAAGGAACAUCAUAUUGAUGGGUGACCAUUUAUAAAAUAGAUAAUAUUGUUCAUGUUUAAUUGAAGUAAAAUAAAAAGAAAAGAGGCGUUUAACUCAGAAAUUUGACUUAUAACUCUGUUUUGGGAUGUAACAGAGGUACGGUGCAAUGUUGGAUAUAUUUUGCGAAAUGUUUUUGCUACAGUAAGCAAUUUGGCUUUGCUCGAAUGAAACGCAUUCGUUUUUUUACUAAAUUUUUUCCAGUCUUGGUUUUAUUCGAUCUCGAAACUUCCAUUUUCUUGAUUUGUUCAAUUCUUGUUACGUUUUAUUCUUAAUUUUUGUGCUUCUAACCAUCUUUUUGUGUUUUUUCAUGAAAGUUCGUUGAUGCUUUUCUAAAAAUAACAGGGACAAAAUUGAAAUUAUAUAUAUUCGAAGAUUUUUUUACAUAAUUUUAUUUUAUGCAGUGAAAUUUUAGGUCAAAUUUCAAAACAAUUACCGCAAAUUAAUGGCAAGAUAGAUUUCUAGAAUGUUCAAGCCCUUUUUUAAAAUCCCACUCCUGUACAUAGAAGAUCAUUUAAUAGGUAUAGUUCCAUUUUUUUGUUCUCACUGCAUUAGUUGUCUGUUACUUAAUUUUAAACUCAUAAUUUAUUUAAUUACGGUUUUGUCUAUUGCU
Styela clava is the source of this 2610-nucleotide messenger RNA. Lineage: Eukaryota; Metazoa; Chordata; Ascidiacea; Stolidobranchia; Styelidae. The record is from RefSeq and is a predicted model, not a curated record.